AUCACCAACUGUUUCGCAGCUGCGGCCGCGCUUGGCCUGGCCAGCGCUUCACGUGCAUUCCAAAACGCUUCCAUNUACUAUGGCUUUCCUUUGCUGCAGGAUGCCAACAGCACUGAGCUGCUGUUUCCUAUGCCAGCAUGUCACGGCUUUGUGAUUGCAGAAAAGAGCAUUGAGGAGCUCCAAGCAUACAUGUCCUCUGGCAAUCUCACCUCGGUCCAGCUAACCACCUGCUAUCUACAAAGACUCUUCCAAACUCGCGAUUACAUCAAUCCGAUUAUCGAGGUAAAUCCCGAUGUUCUCGACAUUGCUGCGGAGAUGGACAAGGAGCGCCGUCAUGGCAAGGUCCGUGGACCUCUGCAUGGUAUUCCAUUUGCGGUCAAGGACAACAUUGCCACCAAGGACAAGAUGCAGACGACUGCUGGGUCAUGGGCUCUCCAAGGAAGCAUUGUGCCUCGUGAUGCCUACGUAGUGAGCAACCUUCGUGCAGCUGGUGCCGUGCUGCUCGGUAAGGCCACUUUGUCCGAGUGGGCAGACAUGCGUUCCAACUACUACUCGGAAGGAUACUCUGGCCGUGGUUAUCAAUGCAGGUCUGCAUAUAACCUUACCGUCAACCCAGGAGGCAGCAGUUCUGGAAGCGGUGUUGGUGUCGGAGCCAACGUCUUUCCCUUUGCUCUAGGAACCGAGACGGAUGGCUCGGUCAUCAAUCCAGCUCAGCGCAACGCCAUCGUUGGUUUCAAACCGACCGUUGGCCUGACUUCUCGUGGUGGCGUCAUCCCUGAGUCUCUGAACCAGGACACUGUGGGCGCUUUUGGCAAGACUGUUCGCGAUGUGACUUAUGUUCUCGAUGCCAUCCAUGGUGUGGAUGUCCACGACAACGAAACCUCUGCUCAGGUUGGCAAGACACCCAAGGGCGGGUAUGCACAGUUCUUGACGAACAGAACCGCACUCAAGGGUGCCACUUUUGGCAUUCCCUGGAACAGCUUCUGGGUUUAUGCUGAUGCUCAUCAGCAGGAGGUCCUCCUUGACCUCGUCUCCUUGAUCGAAUCUGCUGGUGCCACCAUCGUCAACAACACUGAGCUUCCUUACUACAAGACCAUCGUGUCUCCCGAUGGUUGGAACUGGGACUAUGGUAGCACACGCGGCUAUCCCAACGAGAGCGAGUACACCUACAUCAAGGUCGACUUCUACAACAAUAUCCGCACCUACCUGGCCGACCUGAACAACACAAACAUUCGCUCGCUCGAAGAUCUCGUGCAAUUCAACUACGACAACGACGGCACCGAAGGCGGCUACCCAUAUGCCAACGGCAGCGGCAUCCCAGCCUUUACUUCCGGCCAAGAUGGUUUCCUGGCCUCGCUAGCCACCAAAGGAGAAAAGAACGCAACGUACUGGUCCGCACUCAACUUCUGCCGCUACACAACCCGCGAGGCAGGUAUCGAUGCCGUGCUAGCCAUGGGGCCCAACAACACCCAACUCGACGGUCUCUUGGUGCCUCCAGAUGUCGCCCAAGCACCCCAGAUUGCCGCUCAGGCUGGCUACCCGAUGCUGACCCUGCCCGCCGGCACGCACGAGAACGGUAUGCCUUUUGGUCUGGCAAUCAUGCAGACGGCGUUUGCAGAGGACAAGCUUGUCAAGUGGGGGUCUGCGAUUGAGGAUCUGCAGGUCAGUUCCAACACGCCUCACAAGAGGACGUUGCCUCAAUGGCGUGACUAUCUGGUCAGAAACAUUCCCGUCACCUAA
Aureobasidium uvarum is the source of this 1740-nucleotide messenger RNA. NCBI's taxonomy places the organism in Eukaryota, Fungi, Ascomycota, Dothideomycetes, Dothideales, Saccotheciaceae. The record is from the annotation of a GenBank genome assembly.